AUGGUUUCUUUCCAAUGCGAAGCUUGCGGAGAUACGCUGAAGAAGCCCAAACUCGAUCAGCACGCUUCGCGCUGUCGCGGAGCGUAUUUCGCGUGUAUUGAUUGUCACCGUACGUUCGAAGGCAUGUCGUAUCGGGCUCAUACAUCAUGCAUGACCGAAGCCGAAAAAUAUGAGAAAACUGUCUACAAAGCGCCAAAGGCCAGCAAACGAAAGUCGGUCUCCAUUCUCGAGCCAAGCGAUCAGAACGCACUGGUGCGCCAAAAUCACCAAGCAUACGUUGAAGACGAAGGGGACAUCGAGAAUCCGCCCCCGGUCCCUACCCCUCCCCCUGCCGUCCGUGAGAACCCCCGGGACAGUGUCUUCGAUUACAUGGUGGACGAAGAGCAGCCGAAUACACCCAAGAUCGCAUUCUCCAAGAAGAACCGUGAGAGCAAAGAAAUGGCCAUGAAGAACGGCGCACCCGCGGUGUUUGGUGACAGCCGGACCUCCAGUCGCAACGGCAAUCGAGACAGCGAAGACCAGUUGCACAGCGAAGAUUUCGUCCAGAACGGUUUCUCUUACGGCUCAGAAGCCAUCAAUCCACGCCCGUUCCAGGACGUGAACGGAAGUUUCUUGUCACUAGAGUUCAUGACGCCCGCCGCAAAGGCUGCCAAGCUGAAACUGAGCGGACCAUCAGUCGAGAGACCUGGUCACAGCAGGAAUAACAGUGGCAGUGAGAAGAAACGGAAACGUGGCCAGUCUGCCCCAGACAUCGAGGGUGACAUACCGAUGGCGGAUGCAGACAAUCAAACAGGAGCGGUUGUGGAGACGCCUAACAUGGCGCAUUCGGGUCUUACCGGCAAUCUGCAGCGCAUGGUCACCGACGACAGUGGCUUCUAUCCGCGCUCUGACUCAGAAGAAGAGUCUCGUGAGCGCAAUGGCAAUGACCGCCGGAAAUCCCGACAUGCGACUGACCCAGCGAGCCCACUGAAGCGGAGCCGCCACAGCAAAGAGCGGCCAGACAAAGAUGAGUCUGGCCUAGGCAUCUCGAUUAAAGGUCGUGCUGUCAAGGCUCUCUCCAUGGUGGGAGGUGCCUUACUUCCGGGUUCGCAGGAUGUUAACAACCCCAAGACUCGUCGCCGGGCAAGCUCGUCGGACCAUUAUGGCCCGUCACGCUCACGCGAAGUAUCGGGCGAGAAACGUGAGAGGAAGAAGCACAAGGUUCAGCGUCAUAAUGGUACUUCGUCCGCCAAUACGCGCCCUGAACACCGAUCACGACGUCGUGGAUCUGAGGAGUCUCCCGAUGUCAGUCGACGAAAGCUAAAGGCUAUUGAAUAUCACAAGCAAGAAGACUCUGGCUCCGACUCGGGUGACGGGAAGCAUGAUAACGGCCAAGUCGUUGUGUUCGGCGCGGCAGACCGUCAAAAGAAACGAUGCGAGUCUUUCUUGGCCAACAUUCCUCGGGUGAGCGAGAGCGAAAAGGGCUACAGCGUUCACAAGGCGCUCAAGAGAUGGCACAAGCAGGCCGAUCACCGGGGUAGUGAGAGGAGCAGCGAGGAAGACGAGCUCUGGAGAGGUCUACGUUUACGGACCAAUGAUCGUGGAGAGACGGUGAUCUGGUUUGCUGUUGGCGGGGACUGA
Cyphellophora europaea CBS 101466 is the source of this 1620-nucleotide messenger RNA. RefSeq lists its product as uncharacterized. Bases 1 to 1620 code for a protein of 539 amino acids. Gene Ontology annotation, molecular function: DNA binding. The record is from RefSeq and is a predicted model, not a curated record. Gene Ontology annotation, biological process: negative regulation of transcription by RNA polymerase II; rRNA processing. The transcript is spliced from 3 exons. NCBI's taxonomy places the organism in Eukaryota, Fungi, Ascomycota, Eurotiomycetes, Chaetothyriales, Cyphellophoraceae. Gene Ontology annotation, cellular component: nucleolus.